Messenger RNA from Asparagus officinalis (garden asparagus), 654 nucleotides. RefSeq lists its product as uncharacterized. Gene Ontology annotation, molecular function: zinc ion binding; nucleic acid binding. The transcript has a single exon. The record is from RefSeq and is a predicted model, not a curated record. NCBI's taxonomy places the organism in Eukaryota, Viridiplantae, Streptophyta, Magnoliopsida, Asparagales, Asparagaceae. Bases 1 to 654 code for a protein of 217 amino acids.
AUGGCGGAGUAUGAGGAGGAAUUUACCUAUCUAUCCAAGUUUGCACCUAAAUUUGUUGCAACUGAAGAAGAUAGAGCACGUCGUUGUGAGGAGGGUCUGCGGCCCCAUAUAAGGUUUCAAGUGAGCUCAUUUGAACUCUCCACUUAUGCAGCGGUAUUGAAGAAAUAUUUAGUGAUCGAAAAGGAACGAAAAGAAAUUUUCUCGGUUGAUGACCACAAAAAUAAUAAUAUGAAGAAGAUGUUCAGAUCGGACGGACGUGGAGGUCACAACAAAAAUUGGCAAAACAAGAGACAAAAUGUGGAUUUCAAAGGAAAGCAGACUAUGAACCAAAAGUCGAUGAGAUGCACCAUAUGUGACAAGUCUAAUCAUGAAGUGAAGAAUUGCUGGAGAGUUAUAGGUGCUUGUCUGAGGUGUGGCCAAAAGGAUCACAAGAUCGCAGAUUGUCCUAAGUUGAAUGAAACUCCAAGUCAUAAUACAUAUCUAUGUGAUCAGCAUCCUCAAGUAAAGGCACGAGUUUACUCUCUAACCGGGCAAGAGGCUCUGGCAAAUAAUGAUGUGGUGUCAAGUACUACACCUAUAUUUUCUACUUUUGCACGAGUACUAUUUAAUUCUGGAGCUUCGCAUUCUUUUAUCACCGCACAAUUUGUUAGAUAG